GUCUUGCUACACGUGAAAAUCGCACAAUAUACUCUCACUUUCACCCUGCCGGGGUUGGUUAAAGAUCGAAACGCCGCCCUGCUUUUCUCCCCUUCUUCCUCUCUUCUUCGUCGCUCACAGGUUUCAAAAGUUAAAACCAUCCAUUAAUCUAGCUUCACAAAUUCUAGCCACCAACACAUCUAUCUCUGCUCGGUAGCCAUGGCGAAGAGACUGUUAAUCUUUGUCUGUCUGCUCUAUUGGGUUGCAAGAAACGCUUUCUCGAUGGGGAAUGAUGGGUUUAUUUUCAGUGGGUUUGGAGGUGACGCCGCCAGGGCGAACAUGACUCUAGAUGGGGCUGCUGAGAUCGAGAAGAAUGGCAUUCUGAAGCUCACCAACACCACGGCCAGGCGAUUCGGCCACGCCUUCUAUUCAAACCCCAUCAAUUUCAAGAACCCAAAUAGUGGAAAAGCUUUCAGCUUUUCUACUGCUUUUGCUUUUGGGAUUGUUCCCCAGUUUGAGAAGCUUGGGGGGCAUGGUUUUGCGUUUGUGAUUUCAAGAAGCAGGGAGCUUAAAGGGGUGCUCCCAAGCCAGUAUUUGGGGCUUCUGAACGCCACUGAUUUUGGGAAUUUCUCCAACCAUUUGCUGGCGGUUGAGUUCGACACGGUUCAAGAUUUUGAGUUUGGGGAUAUCAGUGAUAACCAUGUUGGGGUUGAUAUCAACAGCAUGGUCUCAAAUGCCUCAGCAAAUGCCAGCUUUUUCCCUGAUGGGGAGGAAAAUCCAACAAAGGAGAACAUCUUUCUGCAGUGUGGCAACACAAUUCAGGCUUGGGUUGACUAUGAUUCCUCCAAGAAUGAAUUGAAUGUCACACUUUCACUCUCCUCCACAAAGCCAGAUUUCUCAGUCCUCUCAUUCCAGGCAGACCUCUCACCAAUUCUAGAGGAGAAUAUGUUUGUGGGCUUCUCUGCUUCAACUGGUGUGCUUGCUAGCGCUCAUUAUAUCUAUGGAUGGAGCUUCAAGAUGAAUGGCCAAGCUCAAUCCUUAGAUCUAUCUUCACUGCCCUCUCUCCCUGCUCCCCCUAAGACUCAUAUGCCCAUGAUUUUGGCCACAUCCUUGUCUUCUGUGACUUUUCUUGUAGUCAUUGCUUGCAUUGUUGUGUACACAAUCUUUAGGCUCAAGAACUUGGAUGUGAUUGAGCCUUGGGAGCUUGAAGUAGGCCCUCAUAGGUUCAAAUAUGAGGAGCUCAAGAAAGCAACAAAAGGGUUCAGGGACAAAGAGCUGCUUGGGUUUGGUGGAUUUGGGAAGGUGUAUAAAGGGACUUUGCCUAAAUCCAGAACUGAAGUUGCUGUCAAGAGAAUUAACCAUGAUGCGAAGCAAGGUUUAAGAGAAUUCGUGUCGGAGAUUGCUAGUAUUGGCAGGCUUAGGCAUAGAAAUCUAGUGCAGUUGCUUGGAUGGUGUCGACGAAGGGGCGAUCUUUUGCUUGUUUACGAUUUCAUGCCUAAUGGGAGCUUGGAUAAGUAUCUUUUCGAUGAGCCUAAGGCGGUUUUGACAUGGGAGCAAAGGCUCAAGAUCAUCAAAGGGGUAGCUUCUGGGCUGCUGUAUUUGCAUGAAGAGUGGGAGCAGACUGUGAUCCACAGAGAUGUAAAAGCAGGGAAUGUGCUGUUAGACUCAGAGAUGAAUGGCAAGCUUGGAGAUUUCGGGCUGGCCAAGCUAUACGAACGAGGCGAAAACCCAGGCACUACGAGGGUCGUGGGCACAUUGGGAUACCUAGCCCCCGAGCUGACCAAGACCGGGAAGCCUAGCACGAGCUCAGACGUGUUCGCCUUUGGGGCACUAGUCCUGGAAAUCGUGUGUGGGAGGCGGCCUAUCGAGCAGAAAGCCCUGCCAGAGGAGCUGAUCCUGGUGGAAUGGGUGUGGGAUAAGUGGCAGCAAGGCGCAAUUCUUGAAGUUGUUGACCCGAGGCUGAAGGGUGGAUACGACGAAGUUGAAGGUGUGAUCCUGCUAAAACUCGGGCUCGUGUGCUCCAACAGUGACCCGGAGAAGAGGCCUACAAUGAGGCAGGUGAUGAGAUACUUAGAAGGGGAUGCAGCCCUGCCAGAGAGUGUGGAGUCCCCAAAUGAAUAUGGGAAGAAAGAUGGCAAUGGUGGCAUGGAGUUUGGUGACUUUCUGUCAUCUUAUCCACCUUCUUCUUUCUAUGAGAACACAUGGUCAUCUGAGGUUGCAAUUUCACCUGCUCCUUGAUACCUUCUAUUUUCUGCAUUUUAUUCUUCAACCCCAUUGUAGAUUAUGGAUUUUGGCUUGUAAAUGCAGAAAUAUUGGAAUCAUCAUCCCUUCUCUCUCAGUUUUAAAAAACAAAAUAUAGGAUAUUCCCUUUUGUUGCA
Ipomoea nil (Japanese morning glory) is the source of this 2357-nucleotide messenger RNA. RefSeq names its product L-type lectin-domain containing receptor kinase S.4-like. The record is from RefSeq and is a predicted model, not a curated record. Gene Ontology annotation, biological process: protein phosphorylation. The transcript has a single exon. Bases 199 to 2217 code for a protein of 672 amino acids. Lineage: Eukaryota; Viridiplantae; Streptophyta; Magnoliopsida; Solanales; Convolvulaceae. Gene Ontology annotation, cellular component: plasma membrane. Gene Ontology annotation, molecular function: protein kinase activity; carbohydrate binding; ATP binding.